AUGCAAACUUUUGAUUACGAGAAAAAUCUCAAAGAAAAAGUCUUGCCGGAGAAAUUGGUUUACACAAAUAUACAUGGAAAAAAUAUAAAUUUGGGAAUAAUACAUUAUUUGGAUGUAUUCCACCGAACCUUGGCCAACAACGUACGCUUCGUGCUUCCAUAUUUUGCCGAAAAAUUUCUUCACAACGAAUGCGUGAUCUGCUAUGAAGAGUUUGUGGAGAGUACGCUAGUACACAAACUUGCCUGCAACCACUCAUUUCAUCUCGAGUGUCUACGUUUGUGGCUUCAUCAAAAAUCUCACUGCCCGUACUGCCGUCGAGAAAUUAAAUUCAAAUGGAAAACCAUCAUAAACUAUGUGACGACGACCAGGAUACUGGAUCUCAAACUUAACGAUCUCCACAUAUAUCUUUCCACUGGGCAUAUGUUUUAUUGA
Messenger RNA from Helobdella robusta, 432 nucleotides. RefSeq lists its product as hypothetical. The record is from RefSeq and is a predicted model, not a curated record. The transcript has a single exon. NCBI's taxonomy places the organism in Eukaryota, Metazoa, Annelida, Clitellata, Rhynchobdellida, Glossiphoniidae. The coding region runs from base 1 to 432 and encodes 143 amino acids.